GGCCGGACGUGACAAGUAUGAACCCGCAGCCACAUCCGAACAUGGCAACAAGAAGAAGGGGAAGGGCAAGGAGAAGGACAUGGAUGAGCUGAAGAAGGAGGUCUCCUUGGAAGACCACAAGCUGACUCUGGAUGAAUUGCACCGCAAGUACGGCACAGACCUGACCCGGGGACUCACCACUGCCCGGGCAGCUGAGAUCCUGGCCAGAGAUGGUCCCAACGCCCUCACCCCUCCCCCUACCACUCCGGAAUGGGUGAAGUUCUGCCGUCAGCUCUUUGGAGGCUUCUCCAUGCUGCUGUGGAUCGGAGCCAUCCUCUGUUUCCUGGCGUACGGUAUCCAGGCAGCCACGGAAGAGGAACCACAGAACGAUAAUCUCUACCUCGGUGUGGUCUUGUCAGCCGUCGUCAUCAUCACCGGAUGCUUUUCCUACUACCAAGAAGCAAAGAGCUCCAGGAUCAUGGAGUCCUUCAAGAACAUGGUGCCCCAGCAAGCCUUGGUGAUCCGGAGUGGUGAGAAGUUGAGUAUUAAUGCCGAGGACGUGGUUCUGGGAGAUCUGGUGGAGGUGAAAGGUGGAGACCGGAUCCCGGCAGAUCUCAGGGUCAUCUCUGCUCACGGUUGUAAGGUGGACAACUCUUCCCUCACCGGAGAGUCCGAACCCCAGACCCGAUCUCCCGACUUCACCAAUGAAAACCCUCUUGAGACCCGUAACAUCGCCUUCUUCUCCACCAACUGUGUGGAAGGCACUGCCCGUGGUAUCGUUAUCAACACCGGCGACCGCACUGUCAUGGGACGUAUCGCCACCCUGGCCUCCGGUCUGGAAGGUGGCCGCACCCCUAUCGCCAUUGAGAUCGAGCAUUUCAUUCAUAUCAUCACCGGGGUGGCCGUCUUCCUGGGCGUCUCCUUCUUCAUCCUGUCCCUCAUCCUGCAGUACACCUGGCGUGGAGGCCGUCAUCUUCCUCAUCGGCAUCAUCGUCGCCAACGUGCCUGAAGGGCUGCUGGCCACCGUCACGGUGUGCCUUACACUCACUGCUAAGCGCAUGGCCCGCAAGAACUGCCUGGUGAAGAACUUGGAAGCCGUGGAAACUCUGGGAUCUACCUCCACCAUCUGCUCCGACAAGACCGGAACCCUCACCCAGAACCGGAUGACUGUGGCCCACAUGUGGUUCGAUAAUCAGAUUCACGAAGCUGACACCACAGAGAAUCAGAGCGGUGCCUCCUUCGACAAAAGCUCUCCAACCUGGACCGCACUGGCACGUGUCGCUGGGCUGUGUAACAGAGCUGUGUUCCAGGCUGGUCAGGAGAACACUCCUAUCCUGAAGAGAGAUGUGGCCGGUGACGCCUCGGAGUCGGCCCUCCUGAAGUGUAUUGAGCUGUGCUGCGGCUCGGUGAAGGACAUGAGAAACAAGAACACCAAAGUGGCUGAAAUCCCCUUCAACUCCACCAACAAGUACCAGCUGUCCAUACACAACAAUGCCAUUCCUGACGAGUCCCGUUACUUGCUGGUUAUGAAGGGGGCCCCCGAGAGGAUCCUGGACCGAUGCUCCACCAUCUUGCUGCAGGGCAAAGAGCAGCCUCUGGAUGAGGAAAUGAGAGACUCCUUCCAAAACGCGUAUCUGGAGCUGGGUGGCCUUGGAGAGCGAGUGCUCGGCUUCUGUCACUUGGCUUUGUCUGAUGACCAGUUCCCUGAGGGCUUCCAGUUCGAUACGGACGACGUGAACUUCCCCACCGAGAACCUGUGCUUUGUCGGUCUGAUCUCCAUGAUUGAUCCCCCUCGUGCUGCCGUGCCUGACGCCGUGGCAAAUGCCGAAGUGCCGGCAUCAAGGUUAUCAUGGUCACUGGAGACCAUCCAAUCACAGCAAAGGCCAUUGCCAAGGGUGUGGGGAUCAUCUCUGAGGGUAACGAGACUGUGGAGGACAUUGCUGCCAGGCUCAACAUUCCAGUCAACCAGGUGAACCCCAGAGAUGCCAAGGCCUGUGUGAUCCACGGCACUGAUCUGAAGGACAUGUCUCCCGAGCAGAUCGAUGACAUUCUGCGGCACCACACUGAGAUCGUCUUCGCACGAACCUCCCCGCAGCAGAAGCUGAUCAUCGUGGAAGGAUGCCAGAGACAGGGUGCCAUUGUGGCCGUGACCGGUGAUGGUGUCAAUGACUCCCCCGCCUUGAAG
Messenger RNA from Staurois parvus, 2164 nucleotides. NCBI's taxonomy places the organism in Eukaryota, Metazoa, Chordata, Amphibia, Anura, Ranidae. The record is from the annotation of a GenBank genome assembly.